Messenger RNA from Monomorium pharaonis (pharaoh ant), 4284 nucleotides. RefSeq lists its product as uncharacterized. Lineage: Eukaryota; Metazoa; Arthropoda; Insecta; Hymenoptera; Formicidae. Bases 722 to 1771 code for a protein of 349 amino acids. The transcript is spliced from 2 exons. The record is from RefSeq and is a predicted model, not a curated record.
CAUUUAUGCCAAGUUUCAUUAAAAUCAGAACUUUCGGGUUUGCGAGGUUCCCUUGUUAGUAUAAAAACAUACAUUAUUACAACAUAAAUGAAGAUAUCGUAGAAGAUGCCAUUUAUGUUCUUAACAAUAAUGAUGAUUCCGAAAAAUGUAAGCAUGUGCAGAGAAUAUCACCAGUGCAAUUUCUACGUGAUUGAGAACUCGGUAUACGCGGAACGCAUGAACGCACCGUAAUACAGAAAGUUUACAUACACGAUCAAUUCGUUCAUAACUGGCCUCAUCAUAUAAAGCAUAAAUUAUAUAGAGAGAUACUCAAUUGGGUUGACACCGAUGAACAUGAAUAUGAUAUAGCAAAACAAAUCGUAGAAAAGACUCAGGAAUGCUGUUACCAUCUCAUUGAGAUACCAGCAGGUAUCGGAAGGUAUAUCAAAGUGAUAACAAUAAUGAGCCACUUUUGUUAUGACACUGAGAAUCCUUAUGUAGAGAAAAUGCUGCACACUUACCACGAAUUUUCAAAUCUUUUGAACAAUGAUAAGGAUGAAUACGUUCUGUCUGAGCAAGAGAUGGAGAUAUGUUUUUUUAUUCGAUGUGAAAGACAAAGCAAGCUAAUGCAGUUAGAAAUUUAAGACAAAUUUCGAUUCUGCAUUAGGUGCUACGAAAUUACAUGCAAGUGUCCUGUUGAAGAUUGUACGGUAUUGUUUUAAACAGUGUUAAAAAGACAAAAAUGGAGAAUAAUUUCGAGCAAGUGAAACGCGAGCUGUUGGAGCAAGCAAAUGGAAUCACUACUUUGGACGAGUAUUUCAUGUGGUUGCAGCGAUGCGACGAGUUUAUACAACAGUUUGAGGAACAUAGCCGUAUCAAGCGUCCUCGGCUUGCCAUCGGACAAAGACAAUCGUUGGUGACGAGAAUCGCGCGACUCGAAGGUGAAAAGACACAAUUACAAAGACGUUUCGUGCAUGUAGGUGGUAAUUACGCGAGCACUAGUAAUAACGCGAACAGACUCAUGUGGCGAGAGAUAGAUACAGCGUUCGAGAAUUGUAUUCAGACAGGUGCAGUGAUAAAUACAAACUAUAUUGAACCGCGAACGUUUCUAGAAGACGCAGGCGGUAUAGUGCUCGAGCGAGUGCGGGACGCUCUAGAAAAACACAAUAGUGUGAAAGUGAAUACCACAUUUAAUGGUGUGUUUGUAACAGGUGAUAAACGUGCAAACAAAAGUAUAAAUACUAAAAAUUGUGAACUAUUUCAAACGUCAGACUUGGAUGAGUGGUACGAGCGACGCAUUAUCGAGCCCACUUUGGCUUCGCUUGAAGAGUUUCAAGAACGUGAUAGCGGAUGGGCGUCGUCGCAAAUUCUUAAUUUGAUUCUAAAUAUAAAUAAGUACAAUCCUCUACACGCGGGGUGUCAUGUGACAUUACCGCAAGAAAUAAUGAUGAAUCGUGCAGUAAUGAACGUUAAUUCAAAGGAUAAUGCAUGCUUCGCGUGGUCAGUGGUCGCCGCUCUACAGCCUGCUGAAAGAAACACAGAAUUGGAAUCGUCAUAUCCGCAUUAUGCAACAGUCCUAAAGUUUGAUGAUAUUGUGUUUUCCGUUACAGUAAAGGAUAUAGGAAAAUUUGAGAGUCUUAACAAUGUAUCGAUCAACGUCUACGGGAUGAAAAAGGAAAUGGCAAUGCUAAAGAUUCUUCCGCUGCGGCUCUUUAAUGACAAGAAAGAGAAGCAUGUUAAUUUAUUAUACAUGCAAAAUCCGCGCGAAGACAGCGUAGGCCACUUUGCCUGAAUAAAAAAUUUGUUCCGUCUCAUCAGCUCCCAACUGAUCAAACAUAAUGGAAAAAAAUUUAUUUGCAAUCGGUGCUUGAACUAUUUUUCAUCAUGCGGGAGGUUGCAAUCACACGCUGUAGACUGUCAGAGAAUGAACGACUGCGCUAUCACAUUGCUCGUUGAAGACGACAAGUGGUUGAAUUUCUGUAAACCACAAGGAACGAGUGCUCUUUAUCGUCUACGCGGACCUCGAGUGUGUGCUGCGGAAGACGCAACAUGAUACAGAGCAAGCGUCGUACACGCACCGGCAGAAAUGGUGUCCCGCGACGUUCAGCGCGCGGCGAUCACCCACACACGCGAAGCGCCGUACGUGUUACUGGGCGCACGGAGGAGCCGGGGAGAUGGGAGAGGAGCGAAAAAAGUGGGGAUCGCGCCGGUGUUGCAUCCUUCACUAACGUCGCACGUUGAAGAAGGAUAGAGCUAAGAUGAGUGAGAAGACGUGAUACCGACUCGAUGGUGUCCCAAUAUCCGUUUCACUCGCACUCGAUACUAAUAUCGUCUCUCGCUCGCCAAUACCGAUGCGUCGUGCUUUCCUUUUUCUUUGAGAGGCGGCUAUCCGAAUGCACGAAGCGUCGACAUUUAUUCUAUUAGCAUGUCAUUCAUUACUUUAUAUUAUGUAAAGUGAUAAAAUUUAAUUUAAAAAAACACAAAUUUUUAUUGAAAUAUUAAUUAUGUUAUACAUAGAAAGAAAAAAAUUCACGUUUAUCCCAAUUAAUUAUUGAUUCACUUAUGAUUGCGUAAUAAUGCUUCUUUUUCAUCCCGUAACAAAUUUUUGUGUGAAAUUAUAACCAUCGUUACGGAUAAUUUUCAGACUAUAAGAGUUUCUCAUCCAUUUACAAAUUUAGAGUAUAAGAUUACUUUCUUGUAUUGUAAGUAAGCUUGCAAAAUUGAAUUUACAAUUAAAUGUAAGUGUAUAAAAAUAGUGAUAGUGAUAAAAGAUUAUAAAGUUUUAAACUUAUCUUAUCAUUAGUCUUUUGUUUAAAUUAAAAUAUAUAUUUUGUUAAUGUUGCAAGGAAAAGGAACAGGCAACAAACGAUAAUCAAAUAUUUAAAAUAUUGUCUAAAUUUAUUUAAUUGAAUUGAUAAACAUUAUGACUGUUAUGAUGACAUUAUUUCUGUCAUGUAUUCUGGAAUUAGUUUGAUAAAAUUGUCAGUUUUUGAACAGAUAUAACUGGGAUUUGGUAAGUUUAUGUAUUUUUUAACUGAAUCGAGUAAAUAGCAUAUAAAAUUUAAUUAUGUUAAAUGUUAAAUGAACAAAAAAUUAACUUACAAUCUAUCUUACAAACUACAAUUAACUUACAAACUAUCAACAUUAAAUAAAUGUUAAAAUAAAAUUUUUAUUAUCUUUUAAAAUUAUUAUUUACAUAUAAUUAAAGUUUCUAAUUAAAAAAAAACAUUAUUAAACAAAACAGUUAUCGUAUGAGUUAUUAAAUAAAUUUUAAUAGUUUUUCAUUCCAGCUUAUGUGUCUCACUCACACGGUGAACCAUAUGUAUUCUUUUUUCUUCUUUUGCUUGUUGUUUUGUUACUAGGAGACCGCAUAUUUCAAAUGUUUGUUACUAUUUUUGCUUAUUAAAUUAUUUAUCGUGGUGUCAUAGCACUGAGCGGACGUAAUUCUGCAAUUGUGAUAACGAUGCCUAAAAACUUGUGUCCGGAAAUGCGAGGUCGUAUUGUUGGGCAGUGGCAGACCGGAAGAUCAGUAGCUGAAAUUGCUGCUAAAAUUUCGUGUUCUGUGAAAACUGUCCGACGAUGGAUACAGCGUUUUACGGAUGGCGGUGAUCAUGCUUUGCAUGAUCAUCGUCGAAAUAAUCGGGCUCCCCGAAAGACUCAACCAGAAGAAGUUGAGGCUAUCGUUGCCGCAGUUGCUGAUCAACCCUUUGGCACCAUCCAAGAGGUGAUCAACGCAACGAACGUCGAAGUAUCCGAUAGGACCGUCCGGCGACGUCUCAACGAAGCUGGAUAUCACUGUUACCGUCCAGCCCGCAAAAUUCCGCUGACUCCCUUUCAUCGGAAGCAGCGCAUCGCGUUUGCUUUGGAAAACCUGGUGACGAGCCAUGAGGAAUGGGAGGCAACAUUCUUUACGGAUGAGAAAUCCUUCGUAUCGUCUGCCGACCGCAUACCUCACGUAUGGCGACCACGAGAUCAACGGUUGCAUCCGAACCAUGUUGUGCCUCUUUACAGAAGUGGGAGGAUUUCAUGCUCAUUGUGGGGCUGGAUUAAUGGCACUACAAUCGGAGAGCUGGUGGAGACUCCUCCACGAAUGACCUCUGCAGAUUACAUUCGCAUACUGGAAGAUGUUUUUCUUCCAUCAGUACGCGCAAUUUAUUCUGUAGAGGACAUGCCAGUUAUUCGAUUAGUGCAGGAUAAUUCUGGAGUCCACACUUCGCGUGAAACGCAGGCAUAGUUUCGGAAUCAUCCGGAGAUCAAGUUGGUUAACUGGCCUGCUCGUUCACCAGAUCUAAAUUUGAUCGAAAA